This is a messenger RNA of Chrysochloris asiatica (Cape golden mole), 1333 nucleotides long. RefSeq names its product zinc finger protein 566 (gene ZNF566). Gene Ontology annotation, molecular function: DNA-binding transcription repressor activity, RNA polymerase II-specific. The record is from RefSeq and is a predicted model, not a curated record. NCBI's taxonomy places the organism in Eukaryota, Metazoa, Chordata, Mammalia, Afrosoricida, Chrysochloridae. Bases 57 to 1310 code for a protein of 417 amino acids. Gene Ontology annotation, biological process: negative regulation of transcription by RNA polymerase II. The transcript is spliced from 4 exons.
UUUUUCCAAAAGAGGCGCUUAGAAGAGGACUGGUCCUUUUAGCAAAUAUCAAAGCCAUGACUCAGGAGUCAGUGAUGUUCAGUGAUGUAUCCAUAGACUUCUCUCAGGAAGAGUGGGAAUACCUGAAUGAGGAUCAGAGAGAUUUAUACAGAGAUGUGAUGUUGGAGAAUUAUAGUAACCUGGUUUCAAUGGGAUAUUCCAUUUCUAAACCAGAUGUUAUAUCCUUCUUGGAGCAAAGGAAGGAGCCCUGGUUUGUUGACAGAGAGCUGACAAGAGGUCAGUGGCCAGUCCUAGAAUCAAGAUGUGAGACCAAGAAAUUGUUUCUGAAGAAGGAAAUUUAUGAAAUAGAAUCAUCCCAGUGGGGGAUAAUGGAAAAACUUAAAAGACAUGAUCUUCAGUGCUCUAGUAUUAGAGAUGAUUGGGAAUGUAAUGGCCACUUUGAGAAACAGCAUGGCUCUCAAGAAGGGUACUUCAGUCAAUUGAUACUUACUCAUGAAGACAUGUCCACUUUCAGUCAGCAUCCAUCCUUUACAUUACAGCAUAUCAUUAACAAUAAAGAGAAAUACUUUGAAACUAAGGAGUGUGGGAAAGCCUUUAGACAUGGCUCACAACUUACACAGCAGAUAAUUGAUACCAUUGAGAAACCCUAUGAAUGUAAGGAAUGUGGAAAAGUCUUCAGACAUCUCUCAAGACUCACCCAUCAUCAAAAAAUACAUACUGGCAAAAAACCAUUUGAAUGUACAGUAUGUGGGAAAACCUUUAUUUGUAGCUCAGACCUUACUCGACAUCACAGAAUUCACACUGGUGAGAAACCUUAUAAAUGUAAAGAAUGUGGAAAGGCCUUUAGUAGUGGCUCAAACUUUACCCGACAUCAGAGAAUUCACACUGGUGAGAAACCUUAUGUCUGUAAAGAAUGUGGGAAGGCUUUUAGUAGUGGUUCAAACUUUACUCAACAUCAGAGAAUUCAUACUGGAGAGAAACCGUAUGAAUGUAAGGAAUGUGGCAAUGCCUUCAGUCAGAGCUCACAACUUAUUAAACAUCAAAGAAUUCAUACAGGUGAAAAGCCUUAUGAAUGCAAGCAAUGUGAAAAGGCUUUUCGUUCUGCUUCAGACCUGACUCGACAUCAGAGAACUCAUACUGGUGAGAAACCCUAUGAAUGUAAGGAAUGUGGUAAGGCAUAUUCUCAGAGUUCACAACUUAUCAGUCAUCAUAGGAUUCAUAUUGUUGAGAAACCCUAUGAAUAUAGGCAAUGUGGAAAAACCUUUAACUAUAGCUCACAACAUAUUCAACAUCAAAAUUUAUACUGGUGACACAUUAUAAAAUAUAUUAAAUG